GUGGCGCGUAUUCCGCGCAAGCUCACGCCGUUAUUAUUGAUCGAAACAUUUCGUCCGAUGGUCGCCACGGAAUACCACGGAAUGGUCCGCACACCGUAAAUAUUCGUUCAGUGCGCCGUGGCUGUGUGACUUACGCGGAUAAAAGCGUCGAAAAUACGUGGUGAAAAACGUGGCCGAACAUGAUCGGAGGAGUGACGGAGGACGGACCUCUUAUACGACCCGUCGAUCCCGUGUCGACGACAACGGUGGUCGUGCUAUGCAUCGGCGGCGUUUUUCUACUUUGCGCCGUCGCGAUGACCUGGUGGCUUUGCCGGCGACGUCGCGAACACACCAAACUGAAUUCCGACAAGUCCUUGGCGUUCAGACCGCCACACAGGAAACCGACGGCGGUUAAGAGUCCUGGCAGUACCAGCCACUAUCUGAAGAAGAGCCCGAGCCCCACGGGACCGGCCAAGAGUCCUCCGGGUUCCGGUGGACAGACGCCAAGCCCCACCGGGUCUCAAUCAUCGAAUCCUUACUCUCAGCCAAGGACGCCUCAAGGUACAGGUACACCGGCCCAAACACCUUCCGGCGACGUCACCUUGAGCAUCGAGAACGAACGCGACAAGGCAGAGAUCGAGAACAAUGAGAAGGUGGAACGCGAGAAGAAUCACACGUCGGAGAACAACAAGGACAAUUUGGGCCAGCUGGUGUUCAAGCUUCGUUACCUGAGCGAACAGAACGCGCUCGUGGUCACCGUCGUCAAUUGCAAGGAGCUGCCCGCGAGGGAACAGAAUGCCACCAGCGAUCCCUUCGUUAAACUAAAACUGUUGCCGGACAAACAGCAUCAGGUGAAGACAAGGGUGCUCAGAAACACCAGAGAUCCUGUCUACGACGAGGACUUCACGUUCUUCGGGAUAUCGAAGGAUCAGCUACAGAAAAUCAGCUUGCACUUCAUAGUACUCAGCUUCGAUAGAUACUCUCGGGACGAUAUUAUCGGCGAAUUGACGUGUGCACUCUCGUCGGUGGCCGGUUUGGACAACGCUGAUAACCAGGAGAUAUCAUUGUGUCGAAAAAUCUGCCCCAGAAGCCUGAAGAUUCAAUCGCAAGGUAGAGGAGAGCUGCUGGUCUCUCUUUGCUGGCAACCGAUCAACAGCCGGCUGACGGUGGUGGUACUGAAGGCGCAGAAUUUACCAAAAAUGGACGUGACAGGCCUGGCAGAUCCAUACGUAAAGAUCUAUCUUCUGUACAACAAUCAGCGUAUCGCCAAGAAGAAGACACGCGUGAAGAAACGCACCCUCUGCCCUGUAUUCAACGAGUCCUUCGUUUUCGACAUUCCAAACGAUCCGGAUGGUCUCAACAACGUCAGUCUUGAAUUCAUGUUGCUCGAUUGGGAUCGCGUUACGAAGAACGAGGUGAUCGGUCGACUCGAGUUUGGCGGGCCGGAUUGUCAAUAUUCGGCGUUGAAUCAUUGGAAGGAGGUUUGCAGCUCGCCGCAGAGGCAGAUAGCUGAUUGGCACAAAUUAAGGGAGUAACCAGUAUCUCCCGCACUAACGACUUUCCUGGAACCCCGUCUCCAAUUAUCCAAAAGCCCCCCACCAUCCUUCCCCAUUGUGAAACCACAGAUCCAACCCCUUGAAACCCUACGAUGAAGUAGGGUAUCUGUUUUGUAAACCUAAUACUCGAUGUAUAUUAGGCUUGAAGCGAGUGGCGACACGUCCACCCGCGAUCGUCGCGACUGAGGAUGCAUCGCGUGAAAAUUAACGUGAAUAACCGCUUCGAAACGCGCGAUUCUUUCCAAGUAGAACAUCGAUACGACUAUCGUCUUGUACCAGCAAGUCGUUUUCGUUCUCUCACCGUGUCUUGGGCGUAAAAAUUAAUCCAAACCGAUUACAAAAUCAUCGACGUACGCGCGCCAUUUUGUUUCCCCGAAUUCGAUCUUAAGUACCACUUCGAGUUCAUAAAGCUAAGAGAACAGAAAAAAAGAAAGCCAAGCGCGUGGAUCAGGAAAAUUACUUGUUGGGACAACCCGAUAAAACGUUUCUUAUAUUCGUUCGCGAUUUUAAGAGUGUUUCGAUAAUUAUCGAGUUCGAACGAGAUGCUUGCGCCUGACAAACGUGACUUUAGAAUUAUUUGUUCGGGUAUAGUUUGCAACGCUAAAUUGCUUAAGAAGAGAAACUAGUAUUCCGUCGAAUUGUCGAUGAAAUUGAAACAGACGGAAUUCUACGUGGGUGGAAAAAUGACGAGGUUAGUUAAAUCCGGUAGAGUUAUUUCGUUUUCUGCGAAUCGAGUUACGCCGAAUAGAGUAUUCGUCGAUCCCAGUGGCGGACGAUCGCGGGCGAAACGCAUACAAAAUGCUUUACGAUAUAAAUAUAGUUGUUAAGAUUUCCGACCAGAUGGCAAAGAGAGGAGGACGAAGCAGUUACUACGAGACAAUCGAGCAUCUGCAUCGGUUGUUGGAUACUACUGUCGCGAGCACAGGGCUGUGCUUCCGAAAGAAUCGUUGCUUUUUGACCUAAAAAUCUCGAGAAGGGAUCCUUGAUAUUCGCGUCGCGCCGUCGCGUCGUGUUGCACACGUUAGACCGUCGAGGAUGGAUUCGUAAUUUUUAAAAUUUUAAAUGACACACGUACGUAUACACUCGAACGGGGCAGGACUUAAACGCGACGUUCCACGAGAGAGAAUCGAGCGAUUAAUUUAGUAACGUAUGAAUAAUGCAAACGUGGAACGAAACGGUAUGAAAAUGGUAAACGCGUCGAACUUUGUAAUUCAUCGUUGAAUCGAACGAUUCCGGAUAUUUCGAGUAAACGACAAAUGAUCUCAGUGACAGAAAUUCGAGGCUAUUUAGUAACCGAAUAUGUUUAUUGUAAGCAAUUGUGUACCAACGGAUCAGCGACUCUCAAUUCGAAUAAUAAACCGUGUACUAACUGCAUACUAGAAUUUUCUUAUCGCGAAACAGAGAAACGAGUAUCGUUUAAGUAUAAAAUUGUCUUUCUGAAAACUCUCUGUUCGAAAUUAAACGUUUCGUUUCGACGCGAACGGUUGAGUUUCCUUCGAUCCCGAGAAAA
This is a messenger RNA of Colletes gigas, 3045 nucleotides long. RefSeq names its product synaptotagmin-4 (gene Syt4). Gene Ontology annotation, biological process: cellular response to calcium ion; calcium-ion regulated exocytosis; regulation of calcium ion-dependent exocytosis. The coding region runs from base 180 to 1514 and encodes 444 amino acids. The transcript has 6 exons. NCBI's taxonomy places the organism in Eukaryota, Metazoa, Arthropoda, Insecta, Hymenoptera, Colletidae. The record is from RefSeq and is a predicted model, not a curated record. Gene Ontology annotation, cellular component: membrane; synapse; axon. Gene Ontology annotation, molecular function: phosphatidylserine binding; clathrin binding; SNARE binding.